This is a messenger RNA of Hemicordylus capensis (graceful crag lizard), 2116 nucleotides long. It is a transcript of the gene CLDN18, whose product is annotated as claudin 18. Gene Ontology annotation, cellular component: bicellular tight junction; plasma membrane. The record is from RefSeq and is a predicted model, not a curated record. Gene Ontology annotation, biological process: bicellular tight junction assembly; cell adhesion. The coding region runs from base 917 to 1663 and encodes 248 amino acids. Lineage: Eukaryota; Metazoa; Chordata; Lepidosauria; Squamata; Cordylidae. The transcript is spliced from 5 exons. Gene Ontology annotation, molecular function: structural molecule activity.
CCUCACUGCCUGCCUGCUCCCUCCCCCACCCAUUGGCCCUUUGCAUCCCACAUGGCACACACUUGCCCACCACCGUCAUAAUUUGGGAGGUGGGAGGGGCGGGCAGGUGCAUGAGGAGCUCGCACUGCCCUGCUCCUGCCUGGUGGCAGUUUUAAUUAAAAUAUAAAUUCAAUUAGACUCCCCCCAUUCUUUGCCAAUGGGGUGGCAAAUCUUUGGCCGCCUACAGGCGGCAAAGAGCUUAAUCCGCCCCGGCCUUGGCCCUGAUCCAGCAGGGCUGUUCUUACAGUAUGUGCUUAUGUUCUUAACAAGAACCCCACUUCACCCAGACAAUCAAACAUAACACACGAAUGACUAAUCAAUAAUACAUAAAUAAGACAUCCACAAUGAUGUGUGGAUGAAGCUCAAUGUCUACAAUGCGUUACAGUGCAGAGGUAAUAUCCAACUUUAGAUGGCAGGAGGUAAUUUUCUGAAUUACUGAAAACACCACUUUUUGUAAUGCAGAUAUAGCAUUCCUUUUCUUUCAUGUUAUUGCAAUCGGCAACAUACCAAGUACAUGGAAUAAGCAAACUACGUGAGAGUUGUAAGUACAGGAAGAGGGACAUAUGUGUGAUGAUCACAUUGUGCAAUGCAGUUUGUUCAGAGAAGGUUGCCCUGCACUUGACCGAAAAUGAAUAUUGUGCUAGGACAAGGGCUUCUGUGGGACAAAGGCUCCAGUCCCACCAACCCCAGAGCACACAACAGUUACCAGCAGGAGUGAAACUGGGCUAUCUUGCAAAAACAUGUUGAGCAAACAAAACCUGUUAAUGGAAACCAUCUGAUAAAGGCACUCACAGACUGCUGGUACAGGGAAGAGGAUUUCAGUGUUCCCACAAGCGUUGCUAGUAGUAUCUCAGCUCCGGGUCGCAAGGGAGAUACCAUGUCCGCAACGAUUUGCCAAGUGAUGGGCUUUUUUGUCUCAGCCCUGGGUUUUGCCGGCUGCAUUGCAGCCACGGGGAUGGAUGCGUGGAGUACCCAGGACUUAUAUGACAACCCGGUGACUGCUGUGUUCCAGUAUCAGGGGCUCUGGAGGAGCUGUGUCAGUCAGAGUUCGGGGUUAACAGAGUGCCGGCCAUAUUUCACAAUUCUUGGGCUACCAGCAAUGUUCCAGGCUGUGAGAGCGCUGAUGAUUGUGGGCAUUGUGCUGGGGGCAUUUGGACUCCUGGUGGCUAUUUUUUCCCUGAAGUGUUUGAGGAUUGGCAAUAUGGAGGACUCUGCAAAGGCAAAUAUGACACUGACCUCUGGAGUCAUGUGUAUUGUGGCUGGUCUGUGCGCUAUCUGUGGGGUAUCUGUUUUUGCCAACAUGCUUGUCACAAAUUUCUGGAUGUCAACAGCUAACAUGUAUCAACCAGGAAUGAUGCAGACACUCCAGACAAGAUAUACGUUUGGUGCUGCCCUGUUUGUGGGAUGGGUUGCUGGGGGCUUGGCUUUAGUUGGAGGCAUCAUGUUGUGUAUUGCCUGCAGAGGACUGGCACCAGAAGACACCCAUUACAAGGCAGUGUCCUACAAGACCACUGGAUACAAGUCUGGAACUGGAUAUGAAACCAAGAAGGUCCCGGUAUAUGAUAAUAAUGCCAAAAGCGAGGAUGGAAGGCGCUCCUUUCCUUCAAAAUAUGAUUAUGUAUAAGAAUCCUUUGUAGUGUAGUCUUACACUCAGCUUACUAUAACUCCUGUUGUAGACAAAAGCAACAGCAAAGUACUAACUAAAGGCUUUAAGUCUCACAUUUCCUUAUUUUCUUUGGUUUGGCUUAGCAAUGCUGGGGACCUCUUACCCAGCUGUUUAUAAAUGUGUUCUUGAUGUGACUGAAAAGAUGUUGACAUCAUAAUGAACUUCGUAAGAGUUUUGUUUUGUUUUUGUGAGUUGUUUUUUUUUUUUAAAUUCCUGCUGCAUGCAUUAUAAGAGCAAUUGCUCCUGCUUUUAAGGAGAAUCAAAGACAGCUGAAGCACUGGUUUCCAUAGAUUUAUGUAGGUAUUUAAGACCAUAACAUUGUUGUAACAUACAGGCUUUCAUGUAAGAUUCAUAUUUCAAGAUUUUGUAAAGUGUUUGGGUCUUCUUGACAAUAAAAAACACCAUACCAAA